Molecule: messenger RNA, 28512 nt
Organism: Porites lobata
Lineage: Eukaryota; Metazoa; Cnidaria; Anthozoa; Scleractinia; Poritidae
Source: the annotation of a GenBank genome assembly
AUUGCCUUCCACAGGUCACCAUGCUAUGGAUAUAUUGACAGGAGGGUUGACUUGUGGAAAUCUUUAUCAUUGAAGGAGAUGGAAAUCAGCCUGAAAGAUCAAAACAAGGUCAUAUCCUGCGUGUCCUACGGCAGGUGAAAGACGUUUUUUCCAGAAUGAAAUAUACUUACAUCCUCUAACUUGAGACAUCACAAGAGUCCCAGGGACAUUUCCAGGAGAUCUCCAUCAGUUUGGAACUUGACCCAAAAGUCACUUGACAAGAUGAACCAAACAAACAUUGUUUGCCCGGUCUAUUGACGUUUAGAAAUUCCAUCAGGUCGUGUUUGUUUCGCAGGCAAGGUUAAUUCAAGCUAUUUCCAAUCCAGUCUUAAAAUCAGGCUGUUACUUGUCCCCGAGGUCCAUGACCAAUAAAGAAAAUUCUCCAACUUCAGACGAAGAGCAGUUUGGAACUUCAUGGUCUGCUCAUCCACUGCAUUAAAGAAAAGGAAAGUACUAUAAGUAGACUAUCUCGCGAUGUUGAAUGUGGGAAAAGGCGUCCUGUGGGUUGAUCCCGAGUAUUGACAACUGUAAACUCAUAAAUUUCGCUUGUUUCUUCGCACACGUCUUCUUUUUCCCGUUUUUUUCUUACGUGAAUGCAUCCUUUUCUAAAAGUGCUUAUUUUGAGUCAAGAAUUUCAUGAAAGUAAAAAGAAAAAAAGUUGAGCUGAGCAGCAGAACCCUCCCCGGGUCUAGCCUGCGAGCAGGGUCUCUCAAUGCCCCACCAAAACCCAACCCUCCCCUCAAUCCCGGCAGCCAGAGACUUUGCUCGCAGGCUAGACACCUCCCUUCCCCUCUCUUCCCUUCCCUUCCCGCUUCCAUCCCUCCGCCCUCUACCUAUCUACCUAUCUAACUAUCUACCUACCCCUCUAGCUACCAAUCUACGUCUCUACCUACCCCCCUACCGCUUGCCGCCCUCUCCCUGCCCUCCCUACGGCCCACCCCCGGGCCGGUGUACCAAUUCCCGCUUCUUAUACUCUUCCUAAGGCCUUUUUUCUUUCCUCUCCUCGCCCCAAGCCCACCCAGAUUCAAGCCGCGCUGUUUUUCUUUUUUUUCUUUUUUUAUGCUAAUCAGGCGGGACUCGAACCCGUCACCUCUUUGUUUGCCAAUUAAUUACCAAUUCAAUGCUUAUGCCAAUUGCGCUAUCCCUUCUUGGUUACAAGUUCAAUGGUGUUUUUGUAUGUUAUUUAUAUGCAAAUCAAAUUCUUGUCCCUCAUUGGCUGUUGAAAAUAAUGACAUCAUGAUCUUUCGGCCCAGAGGUCCCUGUGGUCCUACAGGUACAAGAACCAAAACAAACCAAAGUUUCCCAAACAUAAUAGAAACUGUAGCCUUCUCAGCUUUGCGAAAGCUUCUUUUCAAUGGAUUCUUGUAUCUUUCUGACCGCUGGUACAUUUAAAAAAGCACUUAGCGCUUUCACCUUUUUUCGACGGGCAUUUUUGAUUUUAGCUGAAGUUUUGUAUAAUAUUGAAAUACUUGAAGUGUCCGUCGGUGCGUUUGCUUUCAGUUGUGAUCACAAGAAACAGUUUCUGCACGGUUAACAGUGAUCAACAUCAAUUUACAUUCUCGCUAUAUAUCCUACCAUUGAACAGUAUCAAUCAAAAAAGGCUGAAAAUAGAGGAAACUGCUCAGCAGCGAAAACAUUGUGAUUUCUAAUCAAAUUGUCCUCGUUAGUGCCAGAUGAACGGCAAAGGAAUGAGUAUGGAGAAUGUGCAUGUUAAUGUCACGCCAUUUACAAGCGUUCACACGACAAAAUUGAUCUUAUAAAUGAAAAACGCCAAGGGUAUGUCACUUUUAAUAGCUUUGGAGCCAGCAAUAUGACCCUUCGCAAACAAGAAAAAGCGUUCUUCUCUAACUAGGCAACUACAGUACCCUAGUCUGAAUCUCCUUCCAGAAUGAAAUAUACUUACAUCCUCUAACUUGAGACAUCGCAAGAGUCCCAGGGACAAACAUUGUUUGCCCGGCCUAUUGACGUUUAGAAAUUCCAUCAGUUCGUGUUUUUUUCGCAGGCAAGGUUAAUUCAAGCUAUUUCCAAUCCAGUCUUAAAGUUAGACGAAAUGCAGUUUUGAACUUCAUGGUCUGUUUUUUAAGAUCGAGGACAACUUUUCGCACCUAACUCCUGGAAUCUUUCCAAAAAACUUUUCCCACAGAAACAAAGUUCAGGAAAUGAAAAUAAAAAUAGAUAAGAAAAGCGAAGGAAGUGGGGUGGUGAGAAAGCGGAAAUUCUCGAAAAAAAAAAUCUCGAAAUUUUGCUUUCUGCGCAUGCCUAAAAUUUGCAGGCUAAUAUUUCAGAUUAUACAGAUUAAAUGCUUCAGAUACUUUGAAUUAGAUACUUUGCAUCUGGAGAAAGACCGCGAAGUGCAUGACCUGCCAUGGGUUUCGCGGUAAUUUUUCGCUAUUUAAACCAGCAAAUGGCUUCACUGAAACGCGAUUUUCGGCGAAAUUCCGAGGGGCUAGUGGGUUAAGCAAGAAGGAUGUGCAUCUUGAUCUUCCAUUUAAGUCCUGCUCUGACUGGGAUUUGAAUAAUAAAAAAGGCGAAGGUUUUGUCGCCUAAGGACUGAUUUGGGGCCACUAACAUGACUCUCUUAUAAAAAGAAAAUUGGUUUUUUCGGCUCUAUUAAAUUCAGACAACGUCACUGCCUCAGGAUCCGGUAAGUUAACUGCAUUAGAAGACCUGCAAGGAACACUGCAAACAUAAAUGUAAUACAAAUGAUCAUAGAGGCUAGAAAUUAAAGCACAAUGAUAACAAAUGUGUCUUACGGUAGGAGUUUUAGGGCUAAGACGACAUUUCCAUAGCUUUUGAAACAGCUUUAGUCUCAGUCUUGAAUUUUGAAACCAGAGUUAACCAUAUUACCCCUCAGUAUUUAUGUGCCAAAUACCUUUUGUAGAAGGACUAGAAGUUCUUAAAUACUUGUUUUUUCUCUUCUUUCUUCUUCUAUGGAACCCCAUGUCACCUCCUUCAAUGAUAAAGAUUUCCAUAAGUCAACUCUCUUAUUAAUAUAUCCAUAGCAUGGUGACCUGUGGAAGGCAAUCUGUGUUUGAAAUAAUAUUAAAUUCAACAAUGACAAUUGUCCCAUCCCUAGGGGACCUUUGAUGACAAAAUGCCCCCCUCCCACCACCACCACCAUGGCAAAUGGUAUCAAAUGCUGACCCCGGGGAAGGGGGAUGAUGGGUACUUCAAAAUACGGCAAACACUCUCUCAGGCAUUUAACUAAGAUCAGCACUUACACUCACUAACUUUGAAAAAGUCAUCAGAAAGACAGACAAUGACUCAUUUAAUGACUGUGUCCUUUGCAACAGUUAGCAUUAGUUCACCUCACCAUUUUAUUCUUUUUAGAGUUACUCAAUUUACGAUGCAGAUAUUAUUAGGUAGUUAUUUAUUAAUUAGAAAAUAAUUAGUUUAAAUUAUACUUAGAAUUUACAAUAUGUUACUAGAAUUUUAUAUAUAUGAUACAGCCUCUCCUGAUUUAGUAAGGCACUGUGCCGAGCUAUAAGACAUGAGACUUUAACAAAGUUCAUUCUUAUUAUAAUUAUUGACUGAGCCAUCAGAAAAUACACUAACUUAUGUACAUUUCUUUAAUAAUAAUAAUUAUAAGAAAAUUCUAGUGUCGCUACAAUUGUAAUUGUGGAAACCAGGUGUUUUAGUUGUAUGAAUUUUUUAGGCCGGAAAUUUAUUUAUGUCUGAGCACAGGUGGCCCACUCCGACUCCAAUUUGAGAACGGUGUUAAAUUUUAUAAUAGAAUACUGGGGAAUAAACAAAAUAAUAUUUCCCUAUAUCAUUUUGAAAAGAUUUGAAAUAAAAAUGGCUUUGGUUUACAGUCUGUUUGCUUCUAGAACAGAGAGUUAAAUCCCUGGGGGUAUUCCCUAUGAUAGCCUAUUUGAGGAGGCCCCACUUAAAAGAGUAUAUGAAAGGCUAGGGAUUAUACAAGCUGAAGUACAGUAUAUAAAAGGGAAGGGAAAAAUGUUAUUUCAGUCGGACGUAUAUAAAACACGGACCCCCAGUACAAGUCCAUGGACCACCCCUGUGGACCUAGUUUAUGGACCCCUUGAUGGAACUGGUCCAUGGACUACCCCUGUGAACCACCGCUAAGUUUUGAAGAUGAAUUUUACCAGAGGUCUAAACAAAUUUUAGGAACCUUAAAUGAAUGAAACUCUGGUCAGUCUUUAUUAUCAGGGUUAUAGGAUUAUAUUUUACACUUUUUCAAUUUUUUUUUUGGCAAUUUCAUACAAUUAAAUGGCUUCGUUUUACUCUUGAGAAGGAGUGACCUUAUUAAUUGAAGGGAACAGGAGGAGUGGUAUUGAGGUAGUAGUCUCCUGUGCAGCUCUUUUAUUUUGUCUUUAUGUUGUGUGAAAAUCGAGAAAAAACGGGUCCAUACGAGACUACGGAGGGAGCUUAAUGUCUAUGAGUAUUUUGUAACAGCAACAUUCUCGACCUGAAUGCAAUUUACAUGAAACAAUUUGUAAUUGUACACAAACUUAAUGGUAAGACGUACGUCUGGCAAACCGCAUUUUUUGAUAAUACGCGGGUCAUUUUGUGUUUGAUUUGUGAGCAGGAUUCAAUAAGUUUGCAUGCCAACCAAUAAUCAUUUUCAUCCAAGGGCUUAUAUAAAGGGAAAAAGGAAAGUCUGGGUGGGUACUGAAUCGUAAUGCAUUACCUUUUCCACCGCAAUCUCGUAUGCAGCCAUUUUUGUGUUGAUCUUGACAAGCAACGUACACACAAAAAAAGCUGCAUAAGUGAAUACUUCCUCCCUUUCGAUCAUCAUGUCCUCUUCAAAUAGUUUCUCCUUCUGGACUAAACCAAACCCAUUCUAUGGAAUUCAGAAAAAAAUAUGAGCAAGUGUAUAAUAUGAGAAGCCUUUAAUCCUGAUAAUAUAACUAUAAAGUGAGAAAGUUUCGUCUAUUGUAAAAUUCAUUAAGACUCGACUUGUAAAAAAUCAUCUUCAAAAAGUAGGGUUGGUCCACAGGGGUAGUCCAUGGACCAGGACUCCAUGUUUUGUAUAUAUUUUCAGUUUAGAUUUUAAAGACCUUAAAGACCAACAGAUGCAUUUCAAGGUUGUACUUAAAAGACACAAAAACUUCGCAGUUCACUGAUUGAGUCAUAAUAAUGUAUUCAAAAAGAAUUAUGCAGUGUUUUGAAUUGGGUAUGUGAAAGGGGUACCAUUCGUGAAUAGAAGCUCUCAAUUUAAUGAUACAUAAGAGGGUUAGGGGUGAAACUUUGGAGUGAAGUUUCCCGGUAUUAAAAACUUUGUUGAGUGCCCCCCCCCCCCCGACCAUCGGAGACGUUCAAUAAAGAUUUAUUCCUUUUGCAAUAAGAGUUAGUUUCUUGGUACAAUUGAUUAUAAACAGAAAUUUAUACAUUUGAAUUUUUUUGUUUUACAUUUGAGCACAUGACCAUAUCAGCCCAACUGUCAUUGUACAAGUUUGAAUAAAUACCAUGUAUAUGUUGUGAUUCAAUUUUAUCCUUGGUUUAAGAAAAGGAAAGAGUUUUGUCUCAAAACAAGAGCGACUUUAGCCUCACGUUUAGUCAAAUGCUAGGAAACUAAGCCCACAACUGUGAAAUGGUCUAUUAUGCCUUGUUCUAGCCAGGGGCAUAGCCAGCUUUUUGACUAGUUGUAGGCCCGGCUGACUUCCAUUUCCACAUAUCCUAUUACGCACUGACCUCAAAAAAACGUUGAGCUCUUAAGCUUUUUAGUUCAUCCCAACAAUGCAUAAUUUAUCAAAAACAGCGCCUCAUAGUAUUGUUUCACCUCAGAUGUGAUGUAUGAAAAGCAUAAAAGGUUGGUUUACACGCACUCAGAUUUGUUGGCAAGAUUUUGUAAAGUAAACUUGUCGAACACAAGGAAUUCGGUCUGAUUUGUUUUCCAGGCCUAGUCUACUGUGAUCAAGAGCCAUUAUGGCUCUUAAAUGUGUUCGAAGAUGAUUGCUUCUUUUUGGGUGUACAUAUAAGGCUAUCAACUCGAUGUAAGAUUUUUUCACUCUAUAAUCACUUAGCCUUAGCUUUCCCUCAAAAGUCACAUAUGUGCCCUUAAGUUAAAUGAUUUGUGGAUUACAUGUUUAUUGUUUGAUUGAAAUUAUAAAUUUAUCAAUGGGAGCUUCGCUUUUAGCCCUGGCUAAAUCUAUAUAUUAAUAUCAACAGAUCAGUGCCAAAUGUGCGCGUUAUUGUGCAUUAUUUUAUCUUCGGCUCUUAUAUUUAGUGUAAGCUUGGUUCCGAUGGUGACACGAAUCAAGGGUUCACCAUAACGGUUCACCUAACUUUCCUGAGCUUUUCUAACGUGUCUCUAGUAUACACCUAUUUCAAUUAAGGUUGCUCCCGUGAACCAUGUUUCAUAGCCUGCGGUGAAAUAUUGUAAACUUUUGUAGCGGGAAGUUUAGUCUUGUUCACGUUCAUUGAAAUAAUGGAGACCAUUUGCUCCUGAAUUUGUGAAAAGGCGUUCAAUAGAGCUUUCAAGUCAAAUGCCUGCGAAAAUUCUUAAGCAUGAGCGAGCUAAAACAUUUUCAUUUUUAAAAUCUCAUAGUAAAAAAUUAGAAGCCUCUUCUUUCAACAACAUUAAAUGAAUAGGGUCUGAUUAAGCUGCGUUUUUGCAUGGGCCAGAAUGCUGGUUAUUUUAAUAAAGCAAAACAACGCUAUUAUUUUUUUUAUUCAGUUUUAAAAUAAUUGCCUCAAAAAUAGUUAAAAACGUAAUGUUAAGUUAUUUGUUGUUCGACAACCGAGAAUGUGCCGGCAGAGGGCGAGGGUGUGCUGUCGUUGUUUGCGAGUUUCGCACGAACGAGUAGGUCACAAAGGUUUGGUGAACGGCGGAAAGCGACGACAGGUACUUAUUUUAAGAUGUUUUUUAAGCGUUCGGCGGAUUGCAGUAUGGGUUGUUUCUGGCGGAGUAUGUCAUGGAUGUUAGGUAGAGCUGGAUUAUAGGUAACUUUAAAAGGGAUUCGGUAACUUGUAUCUCUGUUGGGUGGUUUAUUAUCUCUUAAGGCUUCAUUUGGAGGUACCUGUUUGCUCUGGUGAUUGUUCUUUAAUGAAGCGUCUUUUGUAGCCCUGUUUUAUAAGGUAACUUUCUAAUUCCGAUGAUCGAGUUUCAAAGAAGUUACCCACGGAGAAAAUGGAGCGUAAGUGAAGAGCUAGGUUGUAGGGAAUAGACUUUUUAGUGUGCUAUUGGUGGCUUGUUGAGUGCAGUAGGUAUUGGUGGUUAUCUGUAGGUUUGCAGUAAAGAUUAAAGAACAAAUCACCAGAGCAUAGCAGGUACCUCGAAAUGAAGCGUUAAAAGAGAAUAAACCAACCACCGGAGAUACAAGUUACCGAAUCCCUUUUACAGUUACCUAUAUUCCAGCGCCACCUAGCAUUCAUGUCAUACUCCCAAGGAACAACCUAUUCUGCAAUCCACCGAAGGCUUAUUAAGAAUUGAAACACCUUUAAAGAAGUACGUGUCGUCGCUUUCCGCCGUUCACCAAACCUUCGUGACCUACUCGUUCGUGCGAAACUCGCAAACAACGACAGCACACCCACGCCACGUGCCGGCACAUUCCGUUGCCACUCUACACAUGGCUGCCUCACCUGCCCAUACAUUAACCAUGGGAAAACUUCAUACACUUUCGCUAACACAGGAGAAACAAGACAAAUUAAACAUCACAUUCAUCGGCUUGUGACUCAACAAACCUAACAUAUAUGAUCCAAUGUAAAAGAUGUAAAAAACAAUAUAUAGGUGAAACUAAACGCACCCUUCGUGAACGUUUUAAAGAACAUAGACAGGCAACAAACAAUCGGCACGCCACGAAAACGCCACAGCAGCGGUCCCUUCCCACUUUAAUGAACAUGGACACUCGAUCGCAGACGUGGAAGUUAUUCCGCUGGAAUUACAACCUACCCUCAGCAUGUCACGCCGUAAGGCAAGAGAAGCGUGCCUCAUAGAUAGAAGCAAAACCCUGUCACCAGACGGUCUGAACUGAAGGAAUGAACAUUAAACUGUUUUUCUUUCUAUUUUUAUCGUAUCAUCAAUUAUCUGUAUAUUAUUUUAUCCAGUAUCUAUAAUUGUAGUUGAUUAUUAACAACUUAUGUGAAUUUUGAAUUAAAAUUUUAGGAACCGUUAAAAGAUAUUUUGUCUCGGUGUAGUUCUGGCGCCGAGGAAGGGUUGUUAGCCGAAAUAUUGGCCUAUAAUAAAUUAGCCCUUUGUCGUAGUGCCAGCGCUGCAUUAAGUUUUGUUUUAGGAUAUAUAGGGGUAUACAGUAUUACUAGGGUAAACAUGGGUGUACGGGGUAUGUAAGGGUAUGUGACUUAGUAUACUUUUUAAGAGAAGAUAUAAAAGGGAGACUAUAUGUACAUGUCUAGACUACCAUGAAUUACAUGUCUGCUGUACUCACGCUGUCAGUCCUACACUUGAAAGCUACGCUGUACACUCAGUUCUUUUUACUUUUCCAAUACUGUGCUCAAAAAAACUAUUUCGGCCAACUGGGUUGUCUUUAUAUCGAAGCAGAAAUAUGAAAAUAAUUCAGUUCACUGCAGUAGAAACGUUCACAAAAUCACAACGUCGUCUGUGGCCUAAUUACAAGUUAACCUCGGCAUCUAUUAACAGCUCUUCAGAUUCGUUAAAUUCCUUCUCCAACACAGUGUCAGACAAAAAUAGUUGGGACACUUCCACCCAGCGAUGUUUUUUUGCUUCUGGCACGUCUCCUCGUCCUCCCAAUAUUGUUUAUCGCAGUUAACUCACCAAAUCUUGCACACCAACAUUGGGAGGGCAAGAAGACAGCAAAGUAUCCCAACAAGUUUGACUAAGACUGUGUUUUUAAAAGUUUGUUAUGCUAGUGGUUUCCGCUUCAGUGAGACACUCAGCACUCAGCAGUAAAACUUCUCUAGCAACUGCAAAGCCAUUGUUUAUGACAAAACGGCUGAGUUAAAAACGAAAAUUAUUUUUAAUUUAUUGAUGUAAGAAACGGAAAUUAAAAAUUUUGUUCCUAAGAUUCUAAAACUUCUAAUUUACCCCUCAUCGUGACACUUUCUUUGUUAACGAUACACGUAGACAACUUAACUCGACCGACAAUAAUAAAAUCCAGGCUCAACUUCUCGAAUGUGUCUGGGACUAGCACAAAACCAAUGGUGAAAGCAGGCAGUUUCUUGUACUCUGACACAUCAAAAAGGAUAAUUUUAAGGUUCCAAUACUGACAAUGAUUAAUUCAAAAUAACCCCGGAAUCAUCAAUUGAAAAUGAUCUCGGACGUAAAUGCUGGGUCAGUUCUACUUUGAACUGAGUUGUCAUUGUUGUUUUCCACUUUGUCGAGACAUUAAGACUUCCUUAGUAACUCAACAAACAAAGUUUAUAAACAAACAUUAUAGUUUAAACCAAAGGUAUUAAGAAUAAUUCUUUCCAAUAUUUUUGCAGACGAAAUUGAAUUACGUUUUAGUUUUCGUAUCUAUAACAUUUCAUUUUUCUGUAUCGCUGAUAAGCGACGGUUGUGUGUUUUUCGGACUCUAAUUGCGAUUGAUAAGACAAGGGUUGUUCUGCUCGGAAUCUUAAAUGCUUUGCUUCUCAGCUGAAAGUUCAGACCAGUCUGUUUUUAUAUGAUCAGCUAUGCAACAAAAACACUAAUUAAUUAACGCCCAUUGAUAUUACAAAGUGAUACGGCAGUGCCAUGCAAUAAUUCUGAUAAUUAUUAUUCUGUUAGACCUUUUACAUUAUGCAUUGUGUAGAACAAAAUAUCCUUUCUAUCACUAACACUUGGUUAACAAAAGUAAACUCACAAGGCAAUAUUGUCUCCAAGAGGAAGAGGCCACCGAUGUCCAAUUCCUUUCCAAGUACCAAAGCUGGACGUAGUGUCCAAAAUGUCAGAAACUUGAACGGAGUAACUAUGCGAAAAUUCAGCUCAACCAAACGCAUACCUUUCUCAAGAUUUAUUCACACUGUUCUCGCUUGCAAAGGAAAAUUGAAACAUUUUUCUAACAAUUAUUUGUGGCAUAGUUUGUCAGUGUAAGCUUCAUUCUUGAGAUUUCAUGAUAAAAGCGCAGCUGAAUAGCUCCAAAAGCCUCGGGCUAUGGAACCUAAGACCCAUAACCGGUCAGUAUAAAAACAUGGACUGCGGACUGUGGACCACGGACUGCGGACUGGGUAUAAAACACGGACUCGGUAUAAAAGGCGGACUAGGGACUACGUUGGUAAAAACUGAGCUAAUAUCGAUUCUAGGUAAGGUAAAAUAAGAUCAAAAUAUUGCUAAAUUCCACAACAUGUGAGUUGAAGUGUUAAUCACUCCAAGAAAUUCUUGGUGGAGGUAUGCCGCCCGGUUCUCCAAAUCUUAAGCCUGACUGAACAAAAUGCUAUUUUCUACACACAUUUUUAGACCUGGUCUCGGCCUCUGACAUCCAUGGCAGGGGCCACAAACGCGAUGUACAUGUUUACAGAGGUGUAAAUCAUCUCAUCAUGGCUUUGGAUAUAACGUUGGAUGAUGUAUUUCGGUUAUUUUGCACGUAAAGGUGAGUAAACCCUCCCUCCCUGAAUACGUUUUUGAGCCGUGGAAUGCCCCAGUAUUGACCUUCUUGUCUGGGUUCUUCAUUUCCUCAUAUCCCCGAGGCUUUGGAAUGGAAUUGUGGCAUCUAUGAGAAUUUUACUCUCAUUAACACGAAUAUAGUUUUUAUUCGGUGCCUCUCAUUUUCAUAUCUUCUAUUGGUUUAAAACUAUAAAUUAAAUUGUCUUCUAACUCCUUCUUUUUAUAAAAAUCGGAUUUUCAUUUUCAGUUGCCUUGAGCAGCGAUAUAACCUUCCUUGCCCGUGCAAUAUGCUUUCCUUCUCCACAUGACGCUGACGUUGGGGAGAACAGACCGCGUGACCAGCCAAAGGAAUGUUUGUGUUUAAGGCAAGGAGCUGGAACUACUGUUUUAUGCUAGUCCGCUAUCCGUUUCUAUCAGUUUUUCUACAGCUGUUUUCAUAUACAAAGUCCGUAGUCCGCGUUUUACACUCAGUCCGUAGUUUCUAGUCCGCAUUUUAUACCUAGUCCGUGUUCUAUACCUAGUCCGCAGUCCGCGUUUUAUACUGACCGACCCCAUAACUAGUGGACGUAAUUAACUGUAUACCACGCUUUGCAUUAUUACCAUUUAUCACUUCAUCCUUCAUAUGGUAUAAACAAUAUAAGAUCAAAUGAGAGAAGGAAAUAAGUAUGCACAUUUUUUGCCAGUAGUCAAGUAAAACUUGCUGGUUAAACCUAUUAACUAGUCUAAAGAGCCGCCACAAUGAUCGAUAGCACAGUGAUACAUGAUUGGUAGAUUUCAGGUCAUUUGAAUCUACUUUUUCCUUAUUGGUUGAUUUUAUUUUGAUUGGCAAAAGCGUAAAAGGUCAAAACCUAAUAUGUUUUGCUUCAGAGUCAGCUUGUCAUUCUGCUACAAAGAAGAUAAGUGUCUUGUUCAGGUAAUGUACCCCAUUUCAUUACUGUAUGAGAUUUUUAAUUUGAUGGGAAUUGAUGAUAUCAGCUAAGACAAAAUUGCAUGAAUUGGGCGUCGGUUAUUUAAAUAACCUCUAAGUUAGAUAACGGUAAAAAGAUGUAUGACUAGCCUGUUUCUAAGUCAGGGGCUUAUUUUGAGUAAAGGCGCUGUAACUACAACAAGCUGAGAGUUCAGUCGGCCGGAUCAAUACCGAGGGUCUUUUAACUCAGGAAAAGAAUACUUAUUAUUUGACUACAAACAGAUUGAACUUUACUUGACUCUAGUGAUAACAAAGAAAUGGCUGAUCCCGUCAAUACGGGACGUUAAACUUAAAUGUAAUGAGUUUACACUUGCGCACCAGAGAAAAUUUAGGUUACAUAACAAAUCAGGGAAGGCAAAGCUAAAAAUAAUUUAGAACGCCAUUUCAUUUUGAAACACCAUUUAAGCUCUGUUUUCAUAACCGGCCUAAAUAGAUGUUUUUGCCAGUAGUCAGUCGCUCUGUUGUAAAACAUUUUUUUGUUUCCUUCUCGAAAGUGGAGGUUUCCGCUUCAGUGGGAGGCAGUAAAACUACAAGGCUACAAACUCCACAAGCAAAUUUUCUAAAGAAACAAUUUAGUUAUGUAAACGAUUCUUUUCAGUUUUUUUCAAUACAGAAAUUGAAUUUGAUUUUGCUCCUAAAACUGGACAACAUUUCUUUUCCUCGGUGAGUACGUACUUCUUCUAUCGAGUAAGUUACGUACCAAACAAACAACUUAAGUGUUUACAAAAGCAAAGGAGAAAAUUUUCAGCUUACGUCUAAUGAAGUCUACAUUCCACUACCACUUUUCGAUAAUGGAAACAAGCACCCCUAUGUCUACCUUCCUAAAAGGAUACUUUAGGAUGAUCAACUCAACACACUGCUAGAUUCAAAACAGUCCCCAAAGUCAUAAAAGUGAUCUUUCUUUUUCAGUAUGAAUUGAUAAUUGUUCAUUGAGAGAGUAGUUCAGUCCCGGGAACUCCAUCGAAAGAACAUGUUAAAAAAACAACAGUAAAUGCGGUAAAUACUAAAGGAUUUUUUAAUUCCUUGAUUUAAAUCAGACUGAUGUUGUGCAUUUUAGCAUUCUACAACAGUUGUGUUCGUAUAUUACGUAAACGUGCCAAUCUUGCUGGCGUGACGCAUAUAAAGACCAAAAUCGAAGACGAAAACACUGAAUGACAGUCCAAGAGGUUGUAAGAAAAUCUCCGAAGAAAAUCAGCCUCAACCCUAAACCAUAUUAAAAGGAUCCCUCCAUUCGUCUACAAACAGUUCAAACGCGACAGCUUCAACAAAGACUUUUUGUCCCUAUUUUACACGAUGGCACAUGAACGACUUUAAGCGCUUGCGUUCUGUUUCAAAGUGAAUUGAUGUUGGUGGUUUCUGCUUCAAUGAAGCCGUAAGACUUCCCUAGCAACUCGAAAAGGGAAAAUUUAUCAGUAAAUGGCCACAGUUAAAACCAAUAAAUGUAUAGAUUUUUUUUUCAUAUUUAAGCAACUGGGAUCUGUUCAUCAGCCCUCACUUUACGUUGUUAGUUAUGUUGCAAACAAACAACCUAAGUGUUUACAAAAACAAAGGAGAAGUUUUUAUAGCUAACGUCUACUGAAGCCUACUUUCUACUACCACGUUUUGAUAAUGGAAACAAACACCCCUAUGUCUACCUUCCCAAAACGAUACUUUAGGAUUGUCAACUCAGCACACUACUAGAUUCAAAACAGUCCCCAAAAUGAUGAAAGUGAUCGUUCCUUUUCAAUAUGAAUUGAUAAUUGGUUGACUGAAGAGAGUAGAAGUUUCAGUCCUAGGAACUUAAUUGACAAAACUUGUUAACAAAAACAACAGUAAAAGCAAUAAAUGAUAUGGGAUUUUUUAAUUCCUUGAUUUAAAUCAGACUGAUGUUGUGAAUUUUAGCAUUCUGCAACAGUUGUGUCCGUAUAUUACAUAAAGGUGCCAAUCUUGCUGGCGUGAUGCAUUCAUUAAAGAGCAAAAUCGAAGAUGCAUACACUGAAUGACAGUCCAAGAGGUUGCAAGAAAAUUUCCGAAGAAAAUGAGCCUCAACCUCAAACCAUAUUAAUAGGAUCCCUCCAUUCGUCUACAAACAGUUCAAACGCGACAGCUUCAACAAAGACCUUUUUGUCCCUACUUUACACGAUGGCACAUGGACGAAUGUAAGCGCUUGCGUUCUGUUUCAAAGUGAAUUGAUGUUGGUGGUUUCUGCUUCAAUGAAGCCGUAAGACUUCCCUAGCAACUCGAAAAGGGAAAAUUUAUCAGUAAAUGGCCACAGUUAAAACCAAUAAAUGUAUAUUUUUUUUCAUAUUUAAGCAACUCCGAUCUGUUGAUCAGCCCGCACUUUACGUUGAUAGUUACGUUGCAAACAAACAACCUAAGUGUUUACAAAAACAAAGGAGAAGUUUUUAGCUUACGUCUACUGAAGCCUACUUUCUACUACCACGUUUUGAUAAUGGAAACAAACACCCCUAUGUCUACCUUCCCAAAACGAUACUUUAGGAUUGUCAACUCAGCACACUGCUAGAUUCAAAACAGUCCCCGAAAUGAUGAAAGUGAUCGUUCCUUUUCAAUAUGAAUUGAUAAUUGGUUGACUGAAGAGAGUAGAAGUUUCAGUAUUAGGAACUUAAUCGACAAAAUUUGUUAACAAAAACAACAGUAAACGCAGUAAAUAAUACGGGAUUUUUUAAUUCCUUGAUUUAAAUCAGACCGAUGUUGUGAAUUUUAGCAUUCUACAACAGUUGUGUCCGUAUAUUACGUAAAGGUGCAAACUUGCUGGCGAGAUGCAUUCAUUAAAGAGCAAAAUCGAAGAUGCAUACACUGAAUGACAGUCUAAGAGGUUGCAGGAAAAUUUCCGAAAAAAAUCGGCCUCAACCUCAAACCAUAUUAAAAGAAUCCCUCCAUUCGUCUACAAACAGUUCAAACGCGACAGCCUCAACAAAGACCUUUAUGUCCCUAUUUUACACGAUGGCACAAGGACGACUUUAAGCGCUUGAGCUUUGUUUCAAAGUGAAUUGAUGUUGGUGGUUUCUGCUUCAAUGAAGCCGUAAGACUUCCCUAGCAACUCGAAAAGGGAAAAUGUACAAGCAAAUGUCCACACUUAAAACCAAUAGAUGUAUAUUUGCAUAUUGUUUUCAUAUUUAAGCAACUCAGAUCUUUUCAUCAGCCCGCACCUUUCAGUGAUUCUCAAGAGUGGAGGGUGAAAGUCAUCGUCGCUGCUUUUAGAAUUCGAAUAACUUGAGCCGAAGAACACCAAGUUUUCAUGAAAAUUUCGGCAAACGAUAAGCCUCAGAAAGGUCGUGCCGCUGUGUUAUUUGAUAAAAACGGCAGUUACUGCAUCUCAUAAACAUUGUGCUUUUUUGGUAAGUGGACCCUACAUAGUCAAGAGAGAAUGAGCUUGAUUAUUCCCUUUUGAUAGCUAGAGAGAUAAAAAAGACUGAGAAUAUCGAGAAUGUCAAUUCAGUUUGUAUCGUGGCUUACUAAAUUGAUUAUAAGAGUAAUUAUGCGGGUGGUGGCGGCGUAGCAAUCAGUAAUUAGACCUAACUUUCUAUAUUUUAGCACAGAUGUUUUUUUAGAUAUUAAAUGAUAGUGUUGGAGGAAGGUAAUAAACUAGAUAACGAUAUAUAAACUGCUAGAGUAGUUACCAAGAUUGCCUACAAACGAGACGUUUAAAUACCAUUUAAUGUGCUAAUUAUGAUAUAGUCACUGUGUUACACUUUUUUUUCUUCUCUGUAGGCCGAUAGACCCCAGCACGUGCCUCCGCACUAAGUAAGGACCAUGUUCUUCACAGUUGUGCUCUCUCUUGUAUCCCUUCUGGGAUACCUACAAUACUGGAGGAAGAACUUUUCCGAAUCUAGCCAGUCACUGCCGAUGAGGUUAGUAAAGUCAUCUUGAAAAUGGCCCCUGGGUACGUAAAGUCCUCUUGAGAGUCAUCAAUGACUGUCUCCAGCAUAUCGCAUGGAAUUAAUGAAAUAUUGUAUUGUACUGCACAACAAGUGAUGGACUAGAAUUCUCUCAACGGAUGGGUAAAAAAGUUACCUGAAUUUUAAUGCUGUUUACUAACUUAUUAAAAAAUAUUUUAAAUUUUUGAAAGGGAAAAUACCACGCUGUUGGAAGAGAACAAAAUGGCUGAAGACAAAGCAAAGAGUAGUGUAGACGAAGCUGGGGGCAAUGACAGCAAGGUAUUUGGUUUGUUUCUGUGAAAAGCAUUUUAAUUUGAUUAGGCGAUCGAUACAUACUGAUGACUCUUUAAUAAAACGGGUACCUCCAUUACUGUCCUUAUUACGAUUACUGUGGCUUAUCUUAUAGAGAAAGUUUUUUUUUCUGAAUAUCUUUCAAUGGGAGUGAAAACUACUAUUUUCGGAAAUAAUUUUAUCUCGUUCGUUAAGUUGUGUAUCAUCAACAGUUGAAGAGGAACAAUUAGGAUCAUAAUUUUCAUUUGGAAUUUUUCCUCUUCGUAACACUUGCAGAAAAGUAAAAGAGUUCCCUUUCCAGAUCAAUAACGAAAAAUCCCGCCAAAAACCAAAAUAUUACCACAGUUGAAAAAAUUGCCCAAAGUGAUACCAAGAUCUUUUUUUUUUACUUUAAAAAGACAGAGAAAGCUCCACGUUUAAAUACCCCUUUUGUCAACGUUUCCUAAAAAGUUGUAUUUCCAUACUGUAUCGUUGAAAGAGUGUUAGUCUUCCAUUAAAGCAGAUACUGUAUAUAAAAAAUGUUAAUCCCUUUUGUGAGUUUAUUAUAAUUUUCUACAUUCAGACUUAAUAGUAAGAAACGACAACAAAUAACACAAAGUAAUAGUCGCUAGAAAAAGUCGUGAAGAGCAGAUCUUUUUGAUCGAUGCCCAGAAUUAACAAAAAAUGGAGAGUUAAGGCUAAUUAAGCGUAAGCAUCUUUUAAAAUUCAGUCAGACAGAAUAAUUUGAUUUUUUUAACGGAGCCAUUUGAGCAGUAAACGUUGAAAACUGGAGUCUUUUUAGGGUCCAUCAAACUCAGAAUCAAUCGCACCAUCAACAAAAAGGAAAAAUGAGAAAAUGAAAGGAGAUGGAAAGAAGAAAAGGAUAACAAAAAAAUCUCCGUAGUCUCAGGUUUUACUGACAAGUUUUUUACUGCUUCAGAGAUUUUGAAAGUUUAAAAAUGGUUGUAUGUCCACAGACGUGUUUCUUUACUUUUUGAGAUUUGCGAACGCAUGCGCACUUGAUGAUCUUUGAAAAUAAAUUAACAGGUCUGUGAACAGGCUACAAAAAGAAAUAAAAGUUGAGCAACAAGGAAUUGACAACCGUAAGACUUAACAACGUUUUGAGGAAAAUUUAGCUGGAGAAUAGCAUUGAUACAAAUCUCUAGUGUUAAGUCUUAUUUAGUGCAGCUUAGACUGGAAAAUUUAGCUAGAGAAUAGCAUAAAUAGAAAUCUCUAGUGUUAAGCCUUAUUCAGUGCAGCUCAGACGGAAUAAAGACUUAAAGCUGGUAUAAACCCCAGGAUAUAGCGAUUCAGUCCAAAUGAAACGAUGAAAACACAAGUAUAUAAAAUAACUUGAAGGAGCUACAUUGGGCGUGAAUUUAUACUUGUGAUUACUUCUAGUGCCAGUAAAGUAGAUCAUUAACGAACUUCCUGUUUGGUAAUUGUACAUUGUGUAUUUGACACUAUGGAACAAUGUAAUGAUUUGCUUAAGAGACAACCAGACAAUAGCUCCCGAAUGCACAAUUCCCAAUGCCCAAAGUAACCUUUAUUGAGUCAGCUGUACAUUUGUAUCCGGCUAAGGCGUUUCCUUCUCAGUUCAAAACUAUCCCACGUUAGGCGCAUUGUCUUUAUCAGAGCCUCAAAUCAGGUGUGAGUCUCUUUUCUGUAUCGCCUCUAUUGCAGCUUCAACAUACUUGAUGACGUAUGGGUUCCAAAUUAGACAGGCCUACUGCUGACUAAAUCUAAGCGUUAGUGCGACUUUUUAACCUAAGUUAAAAGUCCUAGGAGUGACCAACAUUGAUUUUCUCAAUAAAGUAGACAGGCUACGAGAAUUAACAAAAUGAUCAGAAAAAGGAAAAUACUUCCAUGCAUUUUCGCAUUUAAAUUUCAAAGUAAUGUAUGAAGACCAGUCUGAUGAAUUUGUAUGUGGAUAUUGGGACUUAAAGGGUCAAAGAAGCUUUUUCCUUCAUUCAUUUAUUCUUUAUUUGCCAUAUAUACAAAAUUUUACAAUUUAAGGUUGGAAUAAUGAGAUUAAAGAAAAAGUAAAUGGCGCGGAGACCUGAAAGAAACCACGAGGCUUAUAAUAUCAGGUCUCAGCUAGGUCUCCGCAACUUAGGAUCAACUAGUCUUGAUAAUAUAAUUACAAUAUGGGCUUAUGAUGGCUAACUUUGAACGCGAACUCACACACACGCACAUGUUAAAUUAAUUAAUCUAAUAAUCUAUUUAGUGCCAUACUGAAGCUAAUGCUUAUGAAGAAGAAAUUCUUUAAGCUUUCUUUUAAAAGAAGCAGAGGAGGACGAACCAGUUAUAGUAGAAUUUAGCGAAUCAUAAUAUUAUAUAUCUAGCCGGAUUUAUGAAAACCGUACCAUCGGACCCCAGGAGCCCACACACCUUAAACUGACUCAACUAAAGUAAACACCGCCAAGAAACUCAGCUCUUACCUAUGGUUCUCUUAAGGUGACUCUCUUCUUGGUUCCUGGUUAGCAAAAGAAACAUUCAAGUCCAUCAAAAAGAUACUCUGGACUUGGCCAUACACUCUAGCUGCUUAAAGGCCCUAAAUGACGGAGGAUGCUUGAGACUUAACCAAGUUCUAAGGAGAGAAUUCAAGGUUAAAUCACCCCCCUGACUUCCUCCACCCCCCCAGCCUAGCACGUGCUUGAGGGGAAUGCUUUCAUCAUUGGCCAAUGGGCCUCAAACGUUACAAGAAUUUGACAUGACAAACUAAAGGCAGACAUGACCAGUGCACUGACUCUCCCAGACCAGAACUAACGGAAGGUACAACGCUUUUGCAGCACCCUCCCCCCCUAGGGAUUGACAUGGAGGCCCCUUUCCAACCCAUGGCGUGUUAGCUCAGGGACUGAGCUUGACAAUCAGACCAACCAGGACAGCAAGCCCCCUAUGUUUUUUCUCACCGCAGUGACCAGAAAGCUGGCUAUCGCCAGCUUUCUGUGCGAAUAUUCUUGCCCAUUUUGAGGUAUGUUUUCAAAAAUUCGGCUAGAUAUAUAUAUAUUAUUAUUAUUAUAUUAACGGAUGGGCGUAGUAUUUCACAUUUAUUACUUAUUUUAUUUUAUUUUUAUUCAAGACAUUUAUUACACUAAUUGCAAAGAACCUUUUACAAAAUUUAAAGAACGAUAUUACCAAAAGGAAAUUAAAGAAAAAUGGAAAAGUAUUACGCACUUACAAUUAUAUACAUUUCACAAUUAUAUACUUUAUAGCCAAAAACAGCCGCACAAUUGCUGAAAGUGGCUUAUUUUACAAAAAGCUAAUUAAUACUUAAUUACGUAAACGAAGAGAGAAAUUAAGACUUAUCUAGAGUAGACUGAAAUGGUACUUAAGAAAUACGGAAAAAAUAUGUAAUAAAAGAUUAGAAUUUUAAUUACACACGAACUUGAUUAAAAAGGAGAAAGGUCUUUCGGCCAUUUUUCAUUAAAGGUUUCUAAUUUAUUGUUCCUGGUGGAAAUAUAUUUUUCAGCUUGGCAUUUAAUUCUUAUUUUAAAUUUGAAACUUUCGAUCUUUGGAAGUACCUGGCUCUUUCUGCACGCCCAUAAAUAUAGUUUACCAAUUAAUAUCAGAUAAUUUAACAAGUGACAUGACAGUGUUAUUCCAAUUAUGACGUUUCGCAAACACAUCGCAUGAAAUUCCUUCGCUAUUGUUAAAUAAUACUGUUCAAUAUUUUUCCAAAACGGAUCGUGCUGGAGAUAUCCAAUUUUGAAAAGUUUUGUGUUAGUGUAAAGUAUUGAAUUUGGAACUUUGUAUUGAAAAGAUUUGACGUAAGACUCCUGUGUUGUCACUAAGCAAUUUUCAAGUCUUCGUCAGAUAAUUACGCUGAAAUCAUGUUUUAUAUUCUUUGCAUUACUAGGUAACUGGGCUUUAUUUGAUAUUAAGAACGGCUCCUGGUUGUAGUCUUUCGUUUUCUUUUCCUCUAUGUCAAAAAUCUCAUCUCCUUUUGUAACAAGUAUUUUUCUGUAAAGGAAGUGUAAUCCACUGUUUCCAGAAUGGAAGGAGUUGCGUGCCUGAGUCCUGUCCAUGUGAGAAAAUUGGCUUUCUCACAGUGGCUAUGUUGAAUUAAUUAAAUUUAAGGAGUAUUAUGAGAUGCUCGGGGGGCAUGAUUGCGAUCCGAUAUACUCGCUCAGUAUUUACGCACGCUUUUCGGGCAAUUUUUCUUAAAGUUUUCGUAGAAUAAGACUGUAAUGGGAAAAAAGAUCGUUUUGCCGUGUUUGGAUGUAAUAAUGAUCACCUUUUUCCCGAGAAAUAUACAGUGAAAGACAUUCUUCGGAGUGUCCACAAUACUAAUUGCUACUUUUUUCCCUCCUUGUUUAGAGGCAAUAUCUGACUUCUUCUUCUUCUUACUCCUAAAUGGCUGUACUGUAAGCCUUUCCAUGGGAACUUCUUUUGUACGUGUUCCUGAUCAUAGCCCUUCAGAAAGAGCGUGAGAUAGGAUGACUGUAUACUGGUCUUCCAAAUUUAAAAUGAUUUUAGCAAACUUUAGUAUUUUUGCUCACCUUAAAUCCCUUCCAGUCGGUAGUGCCUUGGGUACUUGCAAGAGCAGAAACGUACCUCCGAAGGAACUGGUAUGGUCUUUCACCAUAUAUCUCUCUGGAAAACGGCGAUCAUUAUCACAUACAAACAGGGCACUACGAUCUUUUUUUUUCCCAUUACAGUCUUAUUCUAGGAAAGCUGUAAGAAAAAUUGUCCCGAAAAGCGCGCGUAAAUACUAAGCGAGUAUAUCGGAUCGUACUCGUGCCCCCUGGGUAUCCCAUAAUACUCCUUAAAAUUAAUUAAUCGGUAAAAUGGUCUAUUGCAUUAAACGAUUCUAUAUUGUCAAGAUUGAACAAGAGAUCUUUAAUGAUACACAUCCCCGAGUCAUAAUGCAUUUAUAAGACUGGUUUUUCCUUUAUUCUUAUGUCUUUGUUAUUCCAAAUUAUAGACGCAGAGCCGUUCUUUGUCAGCUAAAAAGAGAUUUCCAAAUUCUAGCCACCAUUCUAAGAGCUCGCUAUAAAAACCCGUGUAAAUUGAAAGAUCGUUAAAAGCAAAGAAAAGAAAACAAAAAGGAAAACAAAAGUAUGUACCUCAACAAAGAAUUAAUAUUUGAGUAAGAAAGGAGGAAUUUUUAAAGUCCUUUGCCAGAUUAAACAAACUGAUAUUUUCACUGUUUUGAAUUUGAGUUGAGUUGAGUUUAUUGUUUUGUCAAAAAGUUGUACAAAACAAGAAAAAUUCCAGUUAAGACUGUAAUGGCGAGGAAGCCCAACGGAACCCACCGUGCUCAUAAGAAAUGGGUUCCCUCAGAAAGUAUUAUUAUAAUUACACAUGCAAAAAUUAAUGGUAGAGCUGCAGCAAAUCUAAAUAUAUAUUGGAUAACUUCAUUUAUCAUUAAUCAAUUUCAUGACUUAGCGAAUUGAAAAAGUGAGGGGUUUGAAACCGAAUUGAGAAUUUUUGAAAAUUAGUUCCACAAUGGAAUUUCUUGUGUGAUGCGAAUGUAUCUGGCUUGCAAGAGUAAACAUAUUAGAAAAAUAAUUAGGAAGAAAACCUCUUUUAAAAACUAAGAUACAUAAAUCUACUUAUUUGCUGUAAAUAAAUGUAAGAGAAUUUUAAAAUCACCUGCUCUUUGAAAAGAGCAUCAGUUUGAGAAUCCAAAGGAACUUUAGAUAUUAUUCUGAUUAUAAAUCUUUCUUUUGCAAAAUAUUAAAAGACCACCAACAUUACGUAAAAGAUGUAACAAGUAGAAUUUCCACGUACUUUCUUAUUGCUGAAAAUACAUUUUAGCCAAGCUAGUCGUACAGCUUUGACCAAGCUUCGUUUCUUUACCUUUUCCAUUCAAUAAAAAAGAAAAAAUUAUACUAUUCGCUUGUUUGAUGAUUUUGCAUGGAGGUUAAAGAACCGAAUAUGUUUAGUUUUAAGAUAAGUAAUCAUUUGAUAUAGUUACUUUACCAUAAAUAGACAGUCACCCUAAGUGGGCUUGUACCCUUUUGGACGGCUGAUUUCGAGAAAGUUCCAGUGUUAUUUUCCCGAAAAUUCUAGAUGCAAGUAAACGGUUUAGGAAAGUAAGAAUUUUUCUCAUUCUCAUAGAUCGCUUCAGCGUUAUAAUGGAGUUUAACUGAUAAGUGGGUCACCUUUUCGGUGGCCUACGAAACAAGUUUGUAUUAAAAACCCAUGCACUCAGGAUUUGAGUAGUUCACCUACUGGUCUAUUCCGCUCCCUUACUGCAAGUAAAGCACUGUCUUGGCUUCGCCGGUGAACAUCUAACUUAAUAAAUUAUAUAUAUAUAUGUAUAUCAUUUAAAUGUUCAUUAAAGCAAUUUUUAAAACAAAAGUAAUUUAUGCAAACAAAUCUAACUGCAGUCAAGUAUGAACUGGUAUGAACAAAUAAUACUCAAAGAAGUAUUUGACUGAUCCAAAGCUCAAUUGUCGCUUUAACGAUUGACUUAUUUGUUAUUUAUCACUAUUUGGGGCAACGCAAAAAUUCUGAGAGGUUGAAUCACUUUCUGGUUUGAAUAUUCAUGUGAGGAAUUCAAAAUGCUAAUGUACGCAGACUCAACACCCAUACAUCAAACAUCCUAGAUGUCUCAGCAAUGCCCUAGGCAAAGUGUAAUAUUAAUUUUCUUGAAAAGAAUGAUUGAGCAAGAGCUUUGGGUGAGCGAGAGGAAACGAAGAAUAUUACUGAAAAAAAAAUUUAGCUCACCAGUCGUUUAUCUCGUGUGAGAACAGAGACAGUGAUCGGGUUUAGUAAGCAUGCAUCAAACUGCCGAAGAUCGUUCCGACUGGAUUGUUUCUAGAAUUCACACGUGAGGACAUCCUGAGGUCAGGGAUUGGACGUCUCAGUAAAGCUCAUGGCUCAGAACAGAAAAAGAGUUGCUGAUUAACUGAAAUUUAUUUCAUACGUUCGAUAAAUUAUGAUUUAAUUCCCAGCGACUUUUGUAAAAUUCAUUUGUUAUUCAAUCAUUACCUGGAGAUUUGCUAUUCUCAAAGCUGUUGGGUGUGGCUUCAACAAAUAUUUUUCCUUUAAAUUAAGAUUGCUCUUGUUCUUCUGAUAAUCUUGGUCAUUCAAAUUGUUUAAAAAUUUGUCUCCAUUUUCUCUAUCCUCAUCUGUAAUGUUUGAUUUGUACAAGCUUUGAUAAAAGUGAGAAACGACGGCAAACAAAUGAGGCUGAGUAUCAUCUGAAGAAUGAUGGAAAUCGAGGAGGAUGUUAUCCGUCGAGACCGUAGGCAGAGACGGAUAACACCGUCCGAGAUCUCGAUGAUACUUCAGAUGAUACAAAAGCCGAAUUCAAUAAUUGCUUUAAUGAUUCAUUCAAAACAAUUCUUAGUUUGCAAACAAGCUACGACACGCUUACUCCUCCAUCGAGGUUAAGUUCAUCUUCGAUAGUGCAUGUUAAUCAAUUUAAUCAGCAACUUUAGGAAAGGGUAUUUUAGCUUCGAAAGUAUUCUUCAAAUGGCAAAUGUCGUCGGUCCAAUUGUCUUCUUGCUGUUCUGGCUAUGUCUUUAGCCAAAUUUGGCCCAUUUGUUCAUAGGGAAAGUUCCGCCUUUUUUGCAUUCACUGCACGCCAAAACAGCCCAACCUGGUCUCCAGCAUUUCUCAGUUAACAGUUCAAUAAUCUGGCAAUUCUACUUCACGAUUGACGUCAUCGGUUCGAUAUCGCAAAAUUCUUCCAAAUUUGGCCGACAGUAGCCGGUUAUAAUGAAUUUUGGCCAAUCAGAAACGGAGAAAUAUUUUGAAUGAACAGUAGAAUAAAAUAAUAAUGGCCAGAAAAAGUCACGAAAAGCUAGAAAUCAGCCUGAUGUCAAAUUUUGUUAAAAUUAGUAAUUUUGCUGUGCUUUUAGCCUUUCAGGAAAGCUGAAGGUAAACAUGGACAAAGCGACAAAACCUCCAGUUAUAACCUCGGAGUUGAAGCUCUCGGACGCUUUGAUUUCCCAACUGCCCGAAAUGACUUCGAGUUGAAGUUGGCAGCAUAUACCAACCUUGGCAUUGCAUCUGAAUGUCUCGGUAAUUAUGAAAAGGCCAUCGAAUUUCAUCAGCAGACCCUUCGUAUCGCGAAAGAGAUUGGAGACAAACGUUCAGAAGGCAAAGCAUAUUGCAUCCUCGGCACUGCGUAUCACUGUCUCAGUAAUUAUGAUAAAGCAAUCGAAUUUCAUCAGCAGUCUCUUCGUAUUGCAAAGGAAAUUAGAGACAAAGGUACAGAAGGGGCAGCAUAUACCAACCUUGGCGCUGCGUAUCACUGUCUCGGUAAUUACAAAAAAGCAAUCAACUUUCACCAGCAGUCUCUUAGUAUCGCAAAAGACCUUAGAGAUGAAAGUACAGAAGGCACAGCAUAUACCAACCUUGGCGCUGCGUAUCACUGUCUCGGUAAUUAUGAAAAAGCAAUCGAAUUUCAUCAGCAGUCUCUUAGUGUCGCUAAAGAAAUUGGGGACAAAGGUACAAAAGGCACAGCAUAUACCAACCUCGGCGCUGCGUGCACAUGUCUCGGUAAUUGUAAAAAGGCAAUCAAAUUUCAUCAGCAGUCUCUGGGUGUCGCUAAGGAGAUCGGAAAGAAACGCACAGAAGGCACAGCAUAUACCAACCUUGGCGUUGCUUAUCACUGUCUCGGUAAUUAUGAAAAAGCAAUCGAAUUUCAUCAGCAGUCUCUUAGUAUCGCUAAACAGAUUAAAGACAAAGGUACAGGAGGCACAGCAUAUACCAACCUUGGCGCUGCGUAUAGAUGUCUCGGCAAUUAUGAAAAGGCAAUCAAAUUUCAUCAGCAGUCUCUUAAUGUCGCAAAGCAGAUUGGAGACAAAGGUACAAAAGGCACAGCAUAUACCAACCUUGGCGCUGCGUGCACAUGUCUCGGUAAUUAUGAAAAAGCAAUCAAAUUUCAUCAGCAGUCUCUUAGUGUCGCUAAAGAGAUUGGUGACAAAGGUACAGAAGGCACAGCAUAUGCCAACCUUGGCGCUGCGUACCACUGUCUCGGUAAUUAUGAAAAAGCAAUCGAAUUUCAUCAGCUGUCUCUUAGUGUCGCUAAAGAAAUUGGAGACAAAGGUACAGAAGGCACAGCAUAUACCAACCUUGGCGCUGCGUAUAGAUGUCUCGGUAAUUAUGAAAAAGCAAUCAAAUUUCAUCAGCAGUCUCUUAGUGUCGUUAAACAGAUUGGACACAAAGGUACAGAAGGCAAAGCAUAUACCAACCUUGGCGCUGUGUAUAGAUGUCUCGGCAAUUAUGAAAAAGCAAUCAAAUUUCAUCAGCAGUCUGUUAGUGUCGCUAAAGAGAUUGGAGACAAAGGUACAAAAGGCACAGCAUAUACCAACCUUGGCGCUGUGUAUCACUGUCUCGGUAACUAUGAAAAAGCAAUCGAAUUUCAUCAGCAGUCUCUUAGUGUCGCUAAAGAGAUUGGAGACAAAGGUACAGAAGCCACAGCAUAUACCAACCUUGGCGCUGUGUAUCAAUGUCUCGGUAAUUAUGAAAAAGCAAUCGAAUUUCAUCAGCAGUCUCUUAGUGUCGCUAAAGAGAUUGGAGACAAAGGCACAGAAGGCACAGCAUAUACCAACCUUGGCGCUGCGUGCACACGUCUUGGUAAUUAUGAAAAAGCAAUCGAAUUUCAUCGGCAGUCUCUUAGCAUCGCAAAAGACCUUAGAGACAAAAAUACAGAAGGCACAGCAUAUACCAACCUUGGUGCUGCAUAUAGAUGUCUCGGUAAUUAUGAAAAAGCAAUCAAAUUUCAUCAGCAGUCUCUUAGUGUCGCUAAACAGAUUGGAGACAAAGGCACAGAAGGCAUAGCAUAUACCAACUUUGGCGCUGCGUGCACAUGUCUUGGUAAUUAUGAAGAAGCAAUCGAAUUUCAUCGGCAGUCUCUUAGCAUCGCAAAAGACCUUAGAGACAAAAGUACAGAAGGCACAGCAUAUACCAACCUUGGCGCUGCAUAUAGAUGUCUCGGUAAUUAUGAAAAAGCAAUCGAAUUUCAUCAGCAGUCUCUGAGAAUCGCAAAAGCGAUUGGGAACAAAGGUACAGAAGGCACAAUAUAUACCAACCUUGGCGCCGCGUAUACGUGUCUCGGUAAUUAUGAAGAAGCAAUCGAAUUUCAUCAACAGUCUCUUAUUAUCUCAAAAGAGAUUGGAGACAAAGGUACAGAAAGCAAAGCAUGUACCAACCUUGGCGCUGCGUAUCACUGUCUCGGUAAUUACGAAAAAGCAAUAGAAUUUCAUCAGCAGUCUCUUAGCAUCACAGAAGAGAUUGGAGACAAAGGUACAGAAGGAGGAGCAUACACCAACCUUGGCAAUGUGUAUCACUGUCUCGGUUAUUAUGAUAAAGCAAUCAACUUUCAUCAGCAGUCUCUCAAUAUCGCAGAAAAGAUUGGAGACAAAGGUACAAAAGGCAGAGCAUACACCAACCUUGGCUCUCCGUAUAGGUGUCUCCAUAAUUAUGAGAAAGCAAUCGAAUUUCAUCAGCAAUCUCUUAGUAUCGCAAAAGAGAUGGGAGACAAAAGUACAGAAGGAACAGCAUAUACCAACCUUGGCGCUGCGCAUCGAUGUCUCGGUAAUUAUGAAAGAGCGAUCGAAUUUCAUCAGCAGUCUCUUAGCAUCGCAAAAGAUCUUAGAGACAAAAGUACAGAAGGCACAGCAUAUACCAACCUUGGCGCUGCGUAUCACUGUCUCGGUAAUUAUGAAAAAGCAAUCGAAUGUCAUCAGCAGUCUCUUAGUAUCGCAAAAGCGAUUGGGGACAAAGGUACAGAAGGCACAGCAUAUACCAACCUCGGCAAUGCGUAUGGAUGUCUUAAUAAUCACAAAAAAGCAAUCGAAUUUCAUCAGCAGUCUCUUACUAUCGGUAAAGAAAUUGGAAAGAAACGCGCAGAAGUCACAGCAUAUACCAACCUUGGCAAUGCCUAUGACUCUCUCGGUAAUUAUGAAAAAGCAAUCGAAUUUCAUCUGAAGUCUCUUAGUAUCGCAAGAGGGAUGGGAGACAGAAGUACAGAAGGAGCGGCAUAUACCAACCUGGGCACUGCGUAUAGAUGUCUCGGUAAUUAUGAAAAAGCAAUCGUAUUUCAUCAGCAGUCUCUUACUAUUGCAAAGGAGAUUCGAAGUAAAGGUACAGAACGUAGAGCAUAUACAAACCUUGGCAAUGCGUAUUUCUCUCUGGGUAACUAUGAAAAAGCAAUCGAAUUUCAUCAGCAGUCUCUUAGUAUCGCAAAAGAGAUUGGAGACAGAGGUACAGAAGGUGCAGCAUACAUCAACCUUGGCAAUGCGUAUGGAUGUUUUGGUAAUUAUGAAAAAGCAAUCGAAUUUCAUCAGCAGUCUCUUAGAAUCGCUAAAGAGAUUGGAGACAAAGGUACAGAAGGUGCAGCAUAUAGCAAUCUUGGCAAUGCGUAUGGAUGUCUCGGUAAUUAUGAAAAAGCAGUCGAAUUUCAUCAGCAGUCUCUUCGUAUAGCAAAAGACAGAGGAAACAAAGCUUUAGAACAACAUACGUACAACAAACUUGGUCGUAGUUUUUAUAAGCUUCAUGAUUUCAGUAAAGCUGAAGAGUGUUUUGAGUUCAGUAUAAAAGUGUUUGAGGAGAUGAGGUUCCAACUUCAGGAGAAAGAUGAUGUGAAAAUCAGCUUUCGGGAUCGAUUAAAAUCGUACGCUCGUUUGUGGAUUGUUCAGCUACGACAAAAAAAGACCAAAGAGGCGCUUUUAACAGCUGAGCAGGGACGAGUGCAAGCUCUCGCGCAUCUCAUGGAAUCACAGUAUGGCGCAAAGUCAACUCCAUCAGCAUCAAAAGAGCAGAUGGUAAAAACAACUAACAUUUCAAGCCUUGUUUCAUCGCCUACGACAUUUCUUGCGGAGGCAAAAAAAUCAGUGCACUUCUGGGUACUGCAUGAGGGACAAGAGUGGCAAUUUAUGAAAAAGAAAGUCAAAAAUACAUUGAAAGAUAUGACUGACAAAGCAUACAAACAGAUUGGUGUUCACGAGCUUGCUCUGUGCGAAGAUCGCUCCCUUGAUGAUCCAGAGGACGGAACAAUUGAAGAUUUAUUUGAAAGAGGUACAGAUGAAAAAGAAUUUACAUCGUCACAAGCUGGGGGUGAUGCUUUAAGAGAGUUGUAUAAUGUAAUGAUCCCCCCGAUAUCACACUUAAUAGAAGAUGAGGAACUUAUUAUUGUUCCUGAUGGUUCAUCAUUCUUGAUUCCUUAUGCUGCUCUUGUGGACCAAAAUUCCAGGUACUUGUCUGAAAUGCUGAGAAUUCGAUUGGCUCCGUCACUAACAAGCUUGAGGCUGCUGGCAGAGUGUCCAGAGGAUCGCCAUAGUACAUCUGGUGUCCUCCUGGUUGGUGACCCGUGGAUUGAGACUGUGCGCCUUAAAAGCGGAGAAAAACAAAAACUAAAAAGAUAUCCGCAGCUCCCUGGUGCUGAAAAAGAGGUAAAAAUGAUUGGACAGAUAUUAAACGUUGAGCCUCUCACUGGAAAGAACGCUACAAAAGAACAAGUGCUAAGUAGGCUAAACUCAGUUUCUUUAGUUCACAUUGCAGCUCAUGGUUCUGCAGAAAGGGGUGAAAUUCUGUUGUCACCUAAUCUUAGCAGCUCCAAACCUCCAGAAGAGAAAGACUUUCUUCUGACCAUGACAGAUGUUUUGGACGCAAAAUUGGAUGCCAAGCUUGUUGUCUUGAGCUGCUGUCACAGUGGGCGAGGAAAGAUCAAGGCUGAGAGCGUGGUUGGUAUUGCACGUGGUUUUUUAGGAGCUGGUGCGCGUUCCGUUAUUGCGUCACUUUGGGCGAUUAACGACAAAGCCACCCUGACGUUUAUGGGACACUUUUAUGAACAUCUGGUCAAGGGGCAGAGUGCAAGUAAGUCGCUGCAUGAGGCCAUGAAAAUGAUGCGGCAGUCAGGCGACUUCAAUGCCGCUAAGUACUGGGCGCCAUUUAUGCUGAUUGGCGAUGACGUCAGUUUUAAUUUCGGCCAAUGA